CCUUCUCAUUCUUGCUGGUUCUUGGCUGCUGAAAUCUUCAGCUCUUGCUUAGCUUCAAGGCUAAACCUCUGACAGUUUUCGUCUCCCGCCAGAGCUGGACGAAACUGUUGUUUAGAAGGCUGGGUAUUGCUGUCUCGGUUGUCAGUAGUCCGUGUAAAUACUCCUCUUAGCCGCCAUGUUGGUCGACAACUUCAAGGUUGAGAGCCCGGAUGUUGUCUACGGUGAUGAGUUUAUCACCUCGAAAUAUAAAUAUCAAACCACCGAGCUAGACUGUGCCGUCAGGGAUGGGAAGUUCGACUGGACAGUUAAGCCAGUCAACAAACAGUAUGAGUUCAGGACGCAGACUAAGGUCCCGAAGCUAGGCGUUAUGCUUGUAGGAUGGGGAGGCAAUAACGGAUCCACCUUGACAGCUGGAGUUAUCGCCAACAGAGAAGGAAUCUCCUGGUUAACCAAGGAUGGUAUUCAGGUGGCCAACUACUUCGGUUCAGUCACCCAGGCGUCGACCUGCCGUGUCGGUUCUUUCAAGGGCGAAGAAGUCUACGUUCCUUUCAAGAGUCUUCUCCCCAUGGUUGAUCCUAAUGAAGUUGUCUUCGGCGGCUGGGACAUCUCAAGCAUGAACCUGGCUGACGCCAUGGCCAGGGCGAAGGUUCUAGACAUUGAUCUGCAGAAGCAGCUCUGGAGCCACAUGAAGGACAUGACACCCCUGCCUGGAAUCUACGACCCGGAUUUCAUCGCCGCGAAUCAGGAAGCUCGCGCUAACAAUGUCAUUAAGGGAACCAAGAAGGAGCAAAUGCAGCAGGUCAUUCAGGAUAUCAGGAAGUUCAAGGAGGCCAGCGGCGUGGACUCCGUCGUCGUUCUCUGGACCGCCAACACAGAGCGUUACAGUGACGUCAUCACCGGCCACAACGACACCAAAGAGAACCUCUUUAACGCGAUCGAGCGGAACGAGCGCGAGAUCUCCCCGUCCACGUUAUACGCAGCCGCGUGCAUCCACGAGAAGGUCCCGUUCAUCAACGGCAGCCCGCAGAACACGUUCGUCCCGGGGCUGAUCGAAUACGCGCUGGAGAAUAACAGCCUGAUUGGCGGAGACGACUUUAAGUCCGGGCAAACGAAGAUGAAGUCCGUCCUCGUGGAUUUCCUCGUCAGCGCGGGAAUUAAGCCCAUGUCGAUAGUGAGCUACAACCACCUGGGCAACAACGACGGCAUGAACCUGUCGGCGCCUCAGACGUUCCGGUCCAAGGAGAUCUCCAAGAGCAACGUGGUGGAUGACAUGGUGGCGUCCAAUGCCAUCAUCUACGACAAGGGCCAGCACCCCGACCAUGUCGUCGUCAUCAAGUAUGUGCCCUAUGUGGGGGACAGCAAGCGAGCGAUGGACGAGUACACGUCAGAGAUUUUCAUGGGCGGCAAGAACACCAUUGUCAUGCACAACACAUGCGAGGACUCGCUGCUCGCUGCUCCUCUCAUUCUUGACCUCGUGCUGCUGGCUGAGUUGUUCACGCGCAUUCAACUACGGAGAGAGGAAGAGGAGGACUUCCACUCGUUCCACCCUGUGGCGUCGCUGCUCAGCUACCUCUCCAAGGCGCCACUGGUCCCUGCCGGCACACCUGUCGUGAAUGCACUGGCCAAGCAACGAGGGAUGCUUGAGAAUGUUCUCCGCGCAUGUGUAGGUCUUGCACCGGAGAACAACAUGCUCCUAGAAUACAAGUAGAGAAUGCCCAUGACUCCUAGUACUCCUGUCUGCUCACCACUUGGUACGUUUGCAAACUGCAGAUACUGCAGAUGUUAUUUCAUGCCCUUCGUAUUGAUCAAAUGAGAGUUUGAGG
Messenger RNA from Closterium sp. NIES-67, 1823 nucleotides. The record is from the annotation of a GenBank genome assembly. NCBI's taxonomy places the organism in Eukaryota, Viridiplantae, Streptophyta, Zygnematophyceae, Desmidiales, Closteriaceae.